Dioszegia hungarica is the source of this 570-nucleotide messenger RNA. RefSeq lists its product as uncharacterized. Gene Ontology annotation, cellular component: mitochondrial large ribosomal subunit. The record is from RefSeq and is a predicted model, not a curated record. Gene Ontology annotation, biological process: translation. Gene Ontology annotation, molecular function: structural constituent of ribosome. Lineage: Eukaryota; Fungi; Basidiomycota; Tremellomycetes; Tremellales; Bulleribasidiaceae. Bases 1 to 570 code for a protein of 189 amino acids. The transcript is spliced from 3 exons.
AUGGCCGCUCUCUCCCUCUCAGCAGGACCACGAUCAGCCUUCGCAUCGCUCACCCGGUGGACAGCGCUCCGACCGAGCUGGUCUCUUCCCUGCGUCCCUUCUAGCUCAGCCUCGACUUCUGCCUCUUCUCCCCUUCCCCGCUCAGCCGUCCCCGCCGGUGAAGCGGCCCUGCCAUCUCUCGAGCGGCCGACUGCACCAUGGAGCUUGUCUCUUAUCCCAUUGCUCGAUUCGCUAGCGGAGUUGUUCCCGCCGAUCUUGCUCGCCGUGCCGAAAAGCAAGGUGUCGCAUUCGAGGAAGAGUAUGAGGAGCGCAAAUAAGGGAUUGAAGAACAAGACGAGUGCGUGUUCCCAUCUCGUCUUUGUGCGGGACUCUAUGUUCAGAGGCAAGGCGAUUGCAGGAGCAUGGAUGGGCGACUUCUCGCAGUGCGAAGCAUGCGGGCUUAUCAAGCUCGCACACAAUGUCUGCCCCAACUGCUACUCGCAGAUAUCACGACGGUGGAAGAGAGAAGCGAGAGGAGAGGUACCGCCUGCUGGAUCCGCUGGAGGAGGAUCGGCGUCCGCGGAGGUAUGA